Molecule: messenger RNA, 1874 nt
Organism: Somion occarium
Lineage: Eukaryota; Fungi; Basidiomycota; Agaricomycetes; Polyporales; Cerrenaceae
Source: the annotation of a GenBank genome assembly
GAUGAAAUGGCACUGACCGGUGGAGGGGACGACAUGUUCUGGGUGGCCUAGCAAGAGGAGAAGAGAAGAGAGUAUGAGACUUGAACUGUGGAAGACGGGGAUUAUAAACCUCGCGGGAAAAGCUAAAGUUAAUAUUUUGCUGGAGGGGUGAUUUGAUUGAGAAGGAGAGCUAUUCUGUCUUUCGACGCCGUUGACGCCGUGCCCUCCAUUCCAUCAGUCCCGAUUUGGUCGAUCACCCAUCCAAUCCCCAUCCACAUCCGCGAAAUUUCUACUCGCACACCGGCCUCCUUCUCCAAGCUUCUCAUCAGUAUGCCUCGCGUUGCAAAGGCUUCUGGCAAGUCCAGACACGAUCCCCUCCACGUACAACUCGGCGAGGACGAGAUACAUGCGAAAUAUGGCAAAUUAUCUCGCCCAAACAAGCGCAGAAAAUCAAAGGCAGAUGAAGAUGAGGAGGAAAAUGGAGAGGUCAUUCUAGACCCCAAAACCUCAAGACGAAUCUUCGAACUAGCGAGGGACCAACAGGAAGAGUUGGAGGCCUCGGAAGGUGAUGAGGACGAUGACUUCGAUGACCGGACGGCUUUCACUGUACCUCGAAGCCAAGGCGUGAAUGAUGAGGAUGAGGAUGACAUGGGCGAAUACGACGAAGAUGAAGUGGAAGAGAUUGAGGAGAUUGAAAUAGACGAAGGCGACCUCAAAACACUUGAUGCACUUCUCCCGUCAAAUGCGGGAGAGCGUCGAACGUUGGCCGAUAUCAUAUUUGCAAAGCUUGAAAGCGGGCAGACAGAGAAGACUACCGUGAUUAAAAAAACUGAGCAAGAUCCCAGCAGACCGCCUGAUCCUGCUUUGGGUCUGAAUCCCAAGGUUGUCGAAUUAUACACAAAAGUCGGACUCGUUCUUUCACGUUACAAGUCCGGACCACUCCCUAAGCCAUUCAAAAUCAUUCCCUCCCUUCCAACAUGGGCCCGAAUGCUUGCGCUCACAAAACCAGAAAACUGGACACCUCAGGCGUGCUAUGCUGCAACCCGUAUAUUUGUCUCUCAGAUGAAACCUCCACAAGCACGUGUCUUCCUUGAGGGCGUGCUACUUGAUGCCAUUCGUGAAGACAUCGGUUUGACAAAGGAGGGUCAACGAAGGAACAAGAACAACCGGAAAUUGAACGUGCACUAUUAUGAGGCCUUGAAGAGAGCACUGUACAAACCUGCUGCUUUCUUUAAGGGAAUUGUUUUCCCGCUCUUGAACUCAGGUUGCACAUUGCAGGAGGCUGCCAUUAUCGCCUCGGUUCUUGCAAAAGUGAAAGUCCCGCUUCUACACUCAUCUGCUGCCCUCAUUCGACUUGCGAACAUGGAGUACUCCGGACCCAACUCGUUAUUCAUCCGAAUUCUUCUUGACAAGAAGCACGCUCUUCCAUACAAAGUCGUCGACGCGCUUGUCUUCCAUUACAUUCGACUUUCGAAUACGUACAAGGCUCGUGCACCAGGAGAUGUCGAUCGACUACCUGUCCUCUGGCACCAAAGUCUUCUAGUGUUUUGUCAACGGUAUUCCUCCGAUCUUACACCAGAUCAAAAGGACGCUCUACUUGAUGUAGUCAGAGCAAAUCCACACCCUCAAAUCAGCAUUGAGGUACGAAGGGAGCUGGUUAACUCUGUUGUCAGAGGAGAGCCUCGUCCAGACGCCGACGGCGAUGUGGACAUGUCUUAAGACUUUAGAUACCUCUUUUUCUGUGUAUAGACCGUGUUGUAGGAGCUUGUAGCUUUUAGCGUUUGAUUUAUCUCGGGAUUCAUUGAAUCCCAUGCCUGUUGUACCGUGACAUUCAGCAAGGUGACCACAAUAGUAUAAAGCCAUUACAUGAGGUAUAGGCAGUACAGUACUUUUCC